UUCACAGAACAAACUUCGAUCACAGCUUCUUGCAUUUUUUCCGAUUGUGGAUGCGAGACCAACUUUUGCUUUUCUUACUUCCUGUGAGGGUCGAUUUAUUUUCACAGAGAGCUGCGAUGCUUCCACUCUGCCUCUUGACUUUUGCUGCCACCAUCCAGGCCCACAACCAGCUGUUGCCAGGCUCCUGCAACUUUGAGUCCAACACCUGCGGAUAUACGUCAGAUCCAGACUUUAUGAGCUGGUCCCUGCAAAAAGAUGGCCACUUUGUUGCUGUGGAUGCAGUCGUGAACGAUGACCAGGAUGAUGAGACAGGUGCAGAUGCCGGCCUACAGAGAGAGAUCACAGGGAUCCUGCUGAGCCCGGCUCUGGAGCAGGGCGAGUGGAGCUGCCUGAGGCUAGUCUACCAGAUCACUGGGUCGGGAAGCCUGGAGGUCCUACUGCGCACAGAUGGAAAGAGCUUUGACAAGCCACUGUGGAGCAGUCAGGCGCCCUCUGACAGCUGGGUCAUCUCCAGCAUGGACUUGCAGAACAACACUGAGCCUUACAAGGUUGUCAUCGAAGGUAAACCAGGACAGAGCCCUGGGAGCAGCGUGGCCGUCUUCGAGAUCCACAUAAGCCCCGGAUACUGCCUGGAGUGUGAUUUUGAGGAUUCUCACCUGUGUGGAUACAGUAAUCAGUGGAACGCCAAUGUAAACUGGUAUGUUGGAGGAGGCGGGCUCCAGCUCCUUCACAACAAUGUACCAAAUGACCACACAUACAGCAACAAGACAGGUCACUUGAUGUACGUGGACUCCAUCUACGCCAAGACUUUCAAAGAAGUGGCCAAGCUGGUGUCUCCCAUGACGACGAUGCCCAUGUCCGGCUGCCUGAGUUUUCAGUACCAACGGAGUGAGGAGACAGGCAACCUUUUCUCUGUUUUCACCAGGGACCAACUAGGUCAGUACCAGGAGCUGUGGAGGGCAGGGACAGAAAACCAGAGUGACUGGAGCAGGAUGCUGGGAGAAUGGAUGCCUGUGCAGGUGGACCUGAAGGCACCGUAUGCUGUACAGGUGGUCUUUGAAGUGGCUUUUAACAGUCCGAGAGGGGGACGCGUUGCAGUUGAUGACAUUUCCUUUUCUCCAGAGUUUUGCAGCACAGACACCGAGCCGACCUUUGACCCCUCCAUUGCCAACUGUGACUUCGAGUCAGGUCUCUGCCACUACACCCAGGACCAGGCGACGGGAUCCUCGUGGAGGAGAGUGUCUGUGAAGCCCAACAUAUUUAGGAACGGGGACCACACCACAGGGGCAGGAUCUUUCCUGUUGGCUCACUCCCGGCUGAGCCCACGCGCCGGUUAUGUUACCCGCCUGAUCGGUCCAACUCUGCCUGGGAACAUGAAGUACUGCUUGAGAUUUUACUUCUCUCUGAGGGGUUUCAACCAGACGGAGCGAGCUCUCACAGUUUAUCUGCAGCAGCAGCAGCAGAGCGGCAGCCAGGAGAAGAUCUGGACCCAGGGGGAGAAGUCCAGAGGAAUCUGGAUCGCGACGGACGUCACCUUCCAGACAUCGCAGCCUGCCAAGGUGGUUUUCGUCAGCACCUGCAGGAGCUUCUGGGACUGCGGCUCUGUGGCUUUGGAUGACAUCAGCGUGAGCCUGGGAGACUGUGAGUUAACAGCAGGCUCGUUGUCGUUGUCUCUCCCAGGACACUGUGACUUUGAAGCUGGCCUGUGCGGUUACACUCAGGACAAGCAGAGCGACGGUGCUGACUGGGAGUGGAGGAGAGGACCAACCCCGACCUCGUACACCGGGCCAAGAGGAGACCACACCUCGGGGCUCGGCUACUACCUGCACAUGGAGGCGUCGCCCAUGCUGCCCGGUCAGAGUGUCCGCCUGCUGUCCCGCCCUCUGAGGGGCUCCAGGGGGCCUCAGUGUCUGCGCUUCUACUACCACAUGUACGGCUCGGGCACGGGCCAGCUCAGCAUCUACCUCAGCAAGGACGGAGAGGACGUGUUGCUGUGGCAACGGAGCGGCGAGCAGAGCAUCGCCUGGCUGAGAGCCACAGUGGAGUACCAGUGUGACAGCCAGCAUCAGAUUGUGUUUGAAGCAACCAGGGGUUCAUCAGUGAGGAGCGACAUCGCCAUUGACGACAUUGUCUUGGAAGGUGGACCUUGCCCAGAAAUUGAGAUCAAGGCCACCGUGGGAACCUCCAAUGAGAUAGAGUAGAGAGCAAGAGGCGAGCAGCUGUGUAGGAUGCAUGAACCCCUGGUUUUUGCACAUUACAGACUCCUGACUCCUACAUGUCAGUCUGAACAUGUAGGAAUGUUGGCAAAAGGAAACUUUUCGUUUAGUUCUAUUUUCAUGGAGCAACACAUAUCAGUUGUGUCAUAGUCAGCAUUUCUCUCUGCCCUGUAGCAACAGAGAGUGUGUUUAACUGUGUUUUUCUUCACAUUUAUAUGCAUUAGAUUAAUGCUCAUGGCUCAA
This is a messenger RNA of Chelmon rostratus (copperband butterflyfish), 2459 nucleotides long. RefSeq names its product MAM domain-containing protein 2-like. Lineage: Eukaryota; Metazoa; Chordata; Actinopteri; Chaetodontiformes; Chaetodontidae. The record is from RefSeq and is a predicted model, not a curated record. Gene Ontology annotation, cellular component: membrane. The transcript has 15 exons. Bases 51 to 2201 code for a protein of 716 amino acids.